AUGGGACCGAGAGCGGCGGCGGCGGCGGCGGCGCUGGCCGUGGCCGUGGUGCUGGGAACCUGGUGCGGCCGCGGCCGCGGCGAGAUUUGCAGGAGCAUGGACAUCCGCAACAACCUGACCCGGCUGAACAUGCUGGAGAACUGCACCGUGAUCGAGGGCCACUUGCAGAUCCUGCUGAUGUUCAAAACCAAGCCCGAAGAUUUCCGCGAGCUCAGCUUCCCCAAGCUGACCAUGAUCACAGACUACCUGCUGCUGUUCCGUGUGUACGGCCUGGAGAGCUUGAAGGGCCUCUUCCCCAACCUCACCGUGAUCCGAGGGACUCACCUGUUCUUCAACUACGCCCUGGUGAUCUUUGAGAUGGUUCACCUCAAGGAGAUCGGCCUCUACAACCUGAUGAACAUCACCCGCGGCGCCGUGCGCAUCGAGAAGAACAACGAGCUCUGCUACCUGUCCACCAUCGACUGGUCCAGGAUUUUGGAUUCCGUAGAAGACAAUUACAUCGUGGCCAACAAGGAUGACAAAGAAGAGUGUGGAGAUGUGUGCCCAGGCACCGUGAAAGGGAAGAGCAACUGUCCCCCCACGGUGAUAAACGGGAUUUUCAUCGAGCGCUGCUGGACGCACGAUCGCUGCCAGAGAGUCUGUCCCCCCGCCUGCAAGUCUCAGGGCUGCACCGCCGACGGGCAGUGCUGCCACAGCGAGUGCCUGGGCGACUGCUCGGAGCCCAACGACCCCGACAAGUGCGUGGCCUGCCGCAACUUCUACCUGGACGGGCGCUGCGUGGACUCGUGCCCCCCCGGGCACUACCGCUUCGAGGGCUGGCGCUGCGUCACCUUCGCCUUCUGCCAGGAGCUGCACAACAAGUGCAAGAGCGCCCGGGAGUCGGGGUGCCACGUCAUCCACAACAACGAGUGCGUGCACGAGUGUCCCUCGGGCUACAUCAUGAACUCCAGCAACCUGCACUGCACGCCCUGCGCGGGGCCCUGCCCCAAGGUGUGCGACUUCAGCAAGGAGAAGACGAUCGACUCGGUGACGUCGGCGCAGGAGCUGCGGGGCUGCACGGUGGUGAACGGCAGCCUGGUCAUCAACAUCCGCGGGGGAAAUAACAUAGCAGCUGAGCUGGAAGCGAACCUUGGCCUGAUAGAAGAAAUCUCAGGUUACCUAAAAAUUCGCCGCUCUUACGCCUUGGUUUCUCUUUCUUUUUUUCGGAAACUCCAUCUGAUUAGAGGAGAGACACUCGAGGCUGGGAAUUAUUCUUUUUAUGCCUUGGACAACCAGAAUCUUCGCCAGCUCUGGGACUGGAGCAAACACAACCUCACCAUUGCACGGGGCAAACUCUUCUUCCAUUACAAUCCCAAGCUGUGCUUGUCAGAAAUCCACAAGAUGGAAGAGAUCUCCGGGACGAAGGGGCGUCAGGAGAGGAAUGACAUAGCCCUGAAGACCAACGGGGAUCAGGCCUCGUGUGAGAACGAACUGCUGAAAUUUUCUUCCAUUAGGACUUCUCAUGACAAGAUCCUGCUGAAGUGGGAGCCCUACUGGCCCCCUGAUUUCCGUGACCUCCUGGGGUUCAUGCUGUUCUACAAGGAGGCUCCCUACCAAAACGUGACGGAGUUCGAUGGCCAGGACGCCUGUGGCUCCAACAGCUGGACAGUUGUGGAUGUUGACCCCCCACCACGCUCAAACGAGCCCAAAGCCCAGGCCCAGCCCGGGUGGCUGCUGAGGGGGCUGAAGCCCUGGACACAGUAUGCAGUCUUUGUGAAAACCCUGGUCACCUUCUCGGACGAGCGGCGGACGUACGGCGCCAAGAGCGAGAUCAUCUACGUGCAGACCAACGCCACGGUUCCCUCGGUCCCGUUGGAUCCCAUAUCCGUCUCCAACUCCUCAUCCCAAAUCAUCCUCAAGUGGAAGCCGCCCUCGGAGCCCAACGGGAACAUCACACACUACCUGGUGUACUGGCAGCAGCAGGCAGAGGACAGUGAGCUCUAUGAACUCGAUUACUGCCUGAAAGGAUUAAAGCUGCCCUCAAGGACGUGGUCUCCUCCUUUUGAAUCCGAAGACCCCCAGAAGUAUAAUCAGAGUGAAACUGAGGAUGUCAGUGGGGAAUGUUGUUCCUGUCCUAAAACAGACUCCCAGAUCCAGAAGGAGCUGGAGGAGUCUGCUUUCCGCAAGACCUUCGAGAAUUAUCUCCACAACGAGGUUUUUGUGCCCAGGCCUUCAAGAAGACGAAGAGACCUGGGCUCCGUGGCAAACGCCACCGUGGUGUUGCCCACCAUCCCAUCCUCUCCCAACAACUCAGCAGCAGCUGAGGGUGCAGAGGAGCAGAAACCUUUUGAGAAGGUGCUGUCCAAGGAGUCCCUGGUGAUCUCGGGGCUGCGACACUUCACCGGGUACCGCAUCGAGCUGCACGCCUGCAACCACGAUGCCCAGGAGUCCCGCUGCAGCGUGGCAGCUUAUGUCAGUGCCAGGACCAUGCCAGAAGCUAAGGCUGAUGACAUCGUUGGCCCAGUUUCCCACGAGCUGGUGGAGAAGAACACUGUGCAUCUGAAGUGGCAGGAGCCAAAGGAGCCCAACGGCCUCAUCGUGCUCUACGAGGUGAACUACGGGCGGCUUGGGGAGACAGAGGAAGCCCAUUUCUGCGUGUCCCGCAAGCACUUUGCCAGCGAGAGCGGCUGCAAGCUCCGGGGGCUCCAGCCUGGCAACUACAGCGUGCGGAUCCGCGCCACCUCCCUGGCUGGAAACGGCUCCUGGACAGAACCCACCUACUUUUAUGUGGCUGAUUAUUUGAAUGCUCAGCCAAAUAUUGCUGUUAUCAUUGUUCCGAUUAUUUUUGCCAUAAUAAUCGCUGGAAUUAUUGGAGCUGCUUACGUGCUUGUGAAAAAGAGACAAACCGAAGGACCAACGGGACCCCUGUACGCAUCCUCCAACCCCGAGUACAUCAGUGCCAGUGAUGUUUAUGUCCCUGACGAAUGGGAGGUGCCACGGGACAAGAUCACCCUGCUGAGGGAGCUGGGCCAGGGCUCCUUUGGGAUGGUGUACGAGGGCAUUGCCAAGGACAUCGUGAAGGGAGAGCCCGAGACGCGCGUGGCCGUGAAGACGGUGAACGAGUCGGCCAGCCUGCGCGAGCGCAUCGAGUUCCUCAACGAGGCCUCUGUGAUGAAAGGCUUCAGCUGCCAUCAUGUGGUUCGCCUCCUCGGAGUGGUCUCCAAGGGACAGCCCACUCUGGUGGUCAUGGAGCUGAUGGCACAUGGGGAUCUGAAAAGUUACCUCCGCUCUUUGAGACCUGAAGCUGAGAAUAACCCGGGCCGGCCGCCGCCGACGCUGCGGGAGAUGAUCCAGAUGGCCGCGGAGAUCGCCGACGGCAUGGCCUACCUGAACGCCAAGAAGUUCGUGCACAGGGACCUGGCAGCCCGCAACUGCAUGGUGGCAGAGGACUUCACUGUGAAAAUCGGGGACUUUGGGAUGACCAGGGACAUCUACGAGACGGAUUAUUACCGCAAGGGAGGCAAAGGGCUGCUGCCCGUGCGCUGGAUGGCCCCGGAGUCGCUGAAGGACGGGGUGUUCACCACCUACUCCGACGUGUGGUCAUUCGGUGUUGUCCUUUGGGAAAUCAGCAGCUUGGCAGAGCAGCCGUACCAGGGACUCUCCAACGAACAGGUGCUAAAGUUUGUCAUGGAUGGAGGAUACCUGGAUCAGCCGGACAACUGCCCGGAGAGGCUGCACAGCCUGAUGCAGAUGUGCUGGCAGUACAACCCCAAGAUGCGCCCCACCUUCAUUGAGAUCAUCGAGAUGCUGAAGGAGGACUUGCACCCCAGCUUCCACGAAGUCUCCUUCUUCUACAGCGAGGAGAACAAACCUCUGGAGACGGAGGAGUACGAGAUGGACUUCGAGAACAUGGAGAGCAUUCCCCUCGACCCCUCCUCGUACUCACAGAGGGACAAAGCGCUGGGGAGGGACAAUGGACCCUCCAUGGCCCUCAAGGGCAACUACGAGGAGCACAUCCCUUACACUCACAUGAACGGUGGCAAGAAAAACGGGCGGAUCCUCUCCAUGCCCAGGUCAAGUCCUUCCUAACACUUCCUGUUUGGCCCAAGGGUUGUGUCUGCUUUUUCCCCCCUCCACAAAUCUCAGGACUCUUGUUAUUGCUGCCACAGUGUAUGACACACAUCUACAAACUCGUCAGAUUUUUAAUCAUCUUACGAUUAAUUUCUUUUUUGUUGGGUUCAUUUUUUUUUUUUUUUUUUCUGCCAAGUUGACUGGUUGUCAGUGGACUUAUCUGUGAACAUAAAUGGAAGAGGUUUCCAUGGCUGCUGUCCCUUCUGUAACCAUGGUUUCACAACAGGAAGCGACCGUGUGAGUUCAACUGAAGGAGAAGCGUCUGCGUUUGCCAGCAGGAGACGUGAAGUUCUCUGGUGCCUGAGCUCCAGCCCAGCAGCGUGGAACGAGAGCAUUUCCAGCAGAAUCCCAGGCUUUCAGGCAGGCUCUCCACUACAGCUGAAGGAUUCAGCACAUCAGUCGGACGCGCCAGAUCCUCAGAUUGACCAAUAGCUGCUGCUUUCAUACUUUAUUUUCAAGGGGUGAAGCCCCCGGGGUGCGUGCGUGGGCGUGCGUGUGCGUGUGUGCAGUAUCAACAUGUGGGGUGUACCCGAUGGCAAAAGAGACACUGCUGCGUUUGUACGCAACUUACAGCGCUUUCAGGCACAUGGUGGGAUUCUCGGGGUGUCCUGCACAGGGCCAGGAGUUGGAUUCCAUGAUCCUGGUGGGUCCCUUCCAACUCAGCACACUCUGUAAUUCUCUGUUCUCACAGGAGCUUUCCUCUUGGAAGUGUGUACUUAUCUUUUUUCCCCAUUUCCCUGGAGGGACUGAAUCCUAAACAGAUUAUUUUUUAUACUGAGGACUCUUGGGAGCAGGUUUUCUCUCAUUAACAAAUGAGGAAAACGUGCUGGGAGCUAAAUGAGCAGAACUCUGAGAUUUGUGGGUACUUUCAAGACCAAACGAAGUAGGAGUCCCCUGACCUGAGACACGGAGUUUUCUGUCCUUACAGCAUUGAGUAUAUAUAUUGUUUGUUGUAACAUAUUUAAAGAUGUCUUUAGUUGAAAUUUUAACUUCAUAUAAAUUAUUGACUGUUUAUGAUCCUUUUGGGGCGACGAGAGUUUUGGGGGAUUGUUUGGUCUUAAAGUGGUCCAAAGAUUUCAGAAUGAACUAAUUUUAGCCUUGCAGGAGCGAUGAAGCACACGUUCAGUUCAUACUUGACAAGGCUUUGUAAUAGUUUCAUGAUUUAUACAACACAGUCACUUGGCUCCAGUCGAAGCCCCAUCUUUGGGUGUUGGAGCUGAAGGACACAGAACAUCUUGGCCUCGAGUCCCGCUCCUCCUCUGCCCCCGUGCCCCUCGCUUUGCCUUCCGUGCCGCGGAUGCAGCCGGAGAGAGAAGAAGAGCACGAACUGGAGCCGAGGAAGGGACACUGAAGGGGGGAGCACAAAGCUCUGGGCUCUGCACGCCGGAGGUGACCGAGGUUUGCCACCUCUCUGCUGCUCCCAGGCCUCCAGCCCUGCGUUCCCCGAGAUUGCCGGGACGCGGCUCGUCGGGACGCCGGCGCUCGCCGUCAGGACUGUGCUUUGUUGUGCUGCUGUUUGCAAAGACGGAGAUGCUGGGCGCCCGCUGUUGGGUGAAACUCGACUGGGGCUGGUGAAACCAGCGCGGAGCUGGAGGGAGCAGCGCGGGAGCUGGGGAGGAAGAUGAUGGAUGUCGCAGGCCCGUGUCAUGCAGGAGGUGCUUGAACAGCAGGGAGAGAUGCUGAGUCCUUCACUUCUCCUCCUGGAGGAGUCCAAGAUCUGUUUUGUGCUCUCUGCCAGGAGAAAGCCAGGUGUCCUGGCAGCAGGAACAUGGGCUGGGCCGUGACUCCAGCCCGGGCAGUGCUGCUGUGAGCAAGGCAGAGGGGCUGCAGUCCCUAGGGAAGAGCUCCAAGCCCAAGCUCAGGGGUGCAGCUGGUUCUGGGAACCUCUGCCCUCAGCUGCUCCUGGCCAAAACAGCACUUCCAGGGUCAUACAAGGGGGGACGGCAGACUCUGGGCAGCACCGGGAGCUGUUGGGCCCGUUGCUGCUGGAGGCUGAUCGGUUGGGCCCGGGUGGAGGGUACAGGUUGCUCCACAAAUUGGGGUGGAAAACGCAGUCCAGACAUGGGUGAGAACCUUUGGAUUUCAAAAGGCCUCGUUUACAUUUCUUCUGCUUUACAAAGUCGUAACUGUUUAGCAGCUCUAUACUACACUGCAGGAAAGAAGACAUAUUCUCACACUUUUCUAAGGAAGAGAAGUUUUUCUUAUUAGAAUUUUUUUAUUUAUUUUAAUAUAUAAAACACUGUAAAAAAAAGGCAACAAUUUGUUUUCUUAAACACACAGAACAUGUAAAUUUGUAUCCGCAAAAUCUUGGCAAGUGGAUGUGGUGGGAUUAUUUUUGUCCUGUUCUGGUGCAGUCUACCUCAGUGUUUCUUAAGGAUAUUUUUUAAUACUACGCACCUCUAAACCUGUUAAAAUAUUCUGGUCUGGACCUAUUGUGGAUCAGGGAAAAUCAGUAUCAGCUGAUUCCGAUACCAGGGACCAUUCAUGAAGGGAAUGGGAAGGAGAAUGGCUCGUCACUGUUGAUCCCUAAUCUGAACAGUAGUGGCCAAUGAACCCAUUUACAAAUUUGGAUCUGAUCUCAUCCCUUAGUUCUGUUGUGAUUUAAAAAGAAAAAAAAAAAAAGAAAAAAAAAAAAAGGAAAAAAAAAAAAAGAGCCAUUUAAAUGUUUGGACUUUAGUGAACUCAUGACGCAAAAGGAGCAGGCUGCUUCCUCCUGGAUCAGCAUGUGCCAGCGUGGAGCAGAGACUGGGACCAGCCCUUGCUGCUGGCGUUGCAUUGGGGUGGCUUGGUCACUGCUCUUCUCGCUGCGCACAGGUGACCCAAGGUCCUGCCAGUGACCUGAAACAAACCUUUCCCAGCACACCCUUGCUUUGGUAGCAUUUCCAACGGCAGUGAUCAGAACUGUGGGAAUAGAAGAUCUUUUACCUGAAGGAACAUUGGAACCUCGUAUUGGGUCUGGCUUUUCCACGUGGUUGAUACUGGUUGGCCCUGUGAGUACACAUGGUUUGAACACUCGGAUGGCCGAGCCAGGGAGCGUGUGCUGCUCCACGGACACGCAGUCCCCUCCCAUGGCUCAGUGUCACCUUCGCCCUGCACCAAACGGAGCAGUUGUUUGUACCCAGCACUGUGUGAAGGUUACUCAUCCUUCCUACCUUGUGCCCAGGGGGAGGGAGGGAGGGCGAGUGGUACCGGUGGGGAGGGUGUCGUGUUUCUCCUCUGUAAAACAAAUAACACUAGUGGUUGCUGCUCGUGGCUGUUACAGAUCACACUCAGCUGUAGAAUUAGGAAGAAUAAAUGAACAUCACCCGCAAAGCCCAGCUCUCACUGCUGGAAAAUCCUUCCUUGGCUCACAGCCGACACUUCAGUCUCUGCUGCUGGAAGAUCCUCGCCCUGGGGACGCCUGAAUGCCUCACUCGGAUCUCGCUGAUUCUGCUCAGAGAAUUCCUGCAAGUGGAGACUCAAGUGUUAGUGAAACCUCUGGGGUGUUGCCAGGGGACCCAGCCCGGGCAGGGCUCUGUGCUGAGCCUUCCUUGGGGGAGCUGCUGCCCUUUGCUCUGGCCACAUCCUUAUGGGGCAGAAUUCCCCAGCUGCAGUGGAAGCACAACACUCUGCUGCUGCUGCUGCUUAGGAGGAACCAAACACUGGUGUAGGAGAGCAGGUGGGAUGGCUGGAGGAGGGCAGCCAGCAGUGGGAAGCUCUUUCUUUCCUUGCAUUAGUAUUUGUUGAAGGGUUGGCUGCUGCCCUUUGUGAUCAGAGAAUGCCCCACUCGCAGCACGGCGCAGCAGGACAGACCCCUCAGCCUGUCCAGGAGCUGCUGGAGCCUCCUGGGCACGGUCUGGCACCACCACAUCGCCAGAAAUUCCCUCUGGUGAAUCAGAAGGAGCAAGAAGCUGAGCUCCGCUGAGCUUUCACCGAGACAACGUCUGAAGUGCGAGGCUGGAGAGGUCUCUCAGAAAGGUUUCCACAUUAAACUCGAUUGCCACUUCCUGAACGGCUCUUGCCAAUCUGGAACUUCUCUCGCGGGCCAGCGCAGCGCUGCAAAGCUUGGCUGCUGGGUUAGGAACGUGUCUGUCUUGGCUGCUUGUAAAUACUCUAUUGUGUUGUAAAAUAGAAGAGCUCAGACAUAAACUCUGUGCCAGCACUGGGUUGGGAAAGGUGAUGGGAACUAGACCACGCUGCAGCGAUGAUGGUAAAGCAGCUGUGUGGGUGUGAAGAGGCUGCUUUUAGGUUGCUAAAGGGUACUCUUAAUUUAUGGGUAGUUUAUCUCUUUCCUCCUAAAUUUGUAUUAUAGCGAUGGGACACUUUGCUUAAUUUUAGUCUGUUGGCUAUAGUGUUGGUAUCUCUUUUUGGGGAAAAAAAAAAAUAAUCUCAAAGUCGUUUCUUGUGUUACUGAGCUGACUGUGCUGAAGGCAAAUAGGAAAUCACAGGAGUGAGAAGGGUGCUGAGCCUCUGCUUUAGAGGAGGGAGGGAGGGAGGCAGUCGAGUUCCCUCUCAAAGCCACUGUGACACGAAGAUGGACCCUGAGGUGUCCCGGGCCCUUCCUGCUACCAAGACUGGAAUCUUGUUUUACAAGCCAGAACAUAAAAUAUCUUUGUGCCAUAAAACCUUACUGUCAAGGCUGUGCCAGGUGCUCCCGUGAUCCGUGUGGGAUGGGCUCAGAGCCCGGAGGGAGCUCGGAACUGCAGAUGAACCCUGUGAUCCUCUCGGAGCCGGGGACUCGCAGGAGCCCCGGCGCUGCCCAAAGAGCCGCCGGCCCUCGGAGUGUCCUGUGGUCCAGGGAAAGGAACUGCUGAAUGGGUUGGAAUCAAGAAAUAGUUACUUUGUGAAAUUCAACGUAAGAUUAGUUUGGUAUUUGUAUGAACUUAAUGGAAUUUGGCCUUUUUAUUACCUUCUGCUUGGCUCUGUGUUCCCUUUGCUUGGAUUCUGUCCGUGAGUGUCGGUGUAAAGCCUGGACGUGUUCAGCCUUGUUAGGAGCAUCACAAGAGUGAAGCCAAUCAUCUAGCUGACUUUUGGAGGAACCUGACUGUUGAAAAGCAACUCUAAAGUUACUGUUUUUAGCAAAUCUGCUGUCAUUAAAUGUGUAUUUCUUUUUAAAAUUAAUUUUCUUGUCCUUCCUGGAAGGAAGCACUUAUUCUUGCAGUUUGGGCAAAUUCACUGCAGCACAAUGCAAGCUGUAAGGGGACAGGUAGAGAAAUGACUUUUUAAAUAUUGUAUAAUAAAGUUAGUAUUAACUCCUA
Hirundo rustica (Barn swallow) is the source of this 9347-nucleotide messenger RNA. RefSeq names its product insulin receptor (gene INSR). The transcript has 21 exons. Gene Ontology annotation, molecular function: phosphatidylinositol 3-kinase binding; ATP binding; insulin receptor activity. The record is from RefSeq and is a predicted model, not a curated record. Gene Ontology annotation, cellular component: axon; insulin receptor complex; membrane. The coding region runs from base 1 to 4068 and encodes 1355 amino acids. Lineage: Eukaryota; Metazoa; Chordata; Aves; Passeriformes; Hirundinidae. Gene Ontology annotation, biological process: protein autophosphorylation; positive regulation of kinase activity; cell surface receptor protein tyrosine kinase signaling pathway.